CUUCCCACAACAGCACAUACCUGCUGCCUCAAUACCUGCUGCACAUUUAUUCAUGUCAGAAAGCACCACCGGCCACCAUGUGGACGAGGCAUGAGAGCAGAAAUUAAAGGACUUGUCUGAAGUCAGUUAUUUGCAGUUACUGUUUCUUCCCCACUGGAUAUGUCUGUAUAAUCCACUGGAGUCAAGUGAUAUUCCAUAUGCGCUCAGCAUGGAUCCACUACAAAUGACGUGCUCGCAUGGAUAUUAUUCGUCGUAACGAAUAGCUUUGGACGAUUGCUUCACCGUAUUCAUCUAGAUCAAGUUUCCCUGAGCGCUCUUGCUGGAUUGGAGGUUUGUAACUGCAGCUAUGGGAGAGAUCGGGACGUUUUUACAGAGCCUGGAGGGUUUCGGACAGGUCGGAUCACAGUUCUUUCUGCCACCUCUAGGAGAAAACCUCGGGCUGUUGAAUGAUCAUUUAGUUCCAGCAGAGAGACUGUCACGGAGCACCUCCGCAGAUUUAACGCACUUGAAAGGGAUCCUGCGGAGAAGACAGUUGUACUGCAGGACUGGAUUUCACCUUGAAAUACUCCCGGAUGGCAGUGUGCAAGGCACGAGAAAGGACCACAGUCGUUUCGGUAUUUUGGAAUUCAUAAGCCUUGCUGUUGGACUAAUAAGCAUCCGUGGAGUGGACAGUGGUCUCUACCUCGGCAUGAACGACAAGGGAGAACUUUAUGGCUCUGAGAAACUCUCAGCAGAAUGUGUCUUCCGUGAGCAGUUUGAGGAGAACUGGUACAACACAUACUCUUCUAAUCUCUAUAAGCACGGGGAGAGAGGAGCACGGUAUUUCGUGGCUCUCAACAAGGACGGCACGCCACGCGAUGGGACAAAAUCAAGGAGACAUCAAAAGUUCACUCACUUUCUUCCAAGACCGGUGGACCCUGAAAAAGUUCCAGAACUUUACAAAGAGGUGCUUGGACACAGUUGAGACCACCUGUCACCGUUAUCGGGUGAGAGAGAUGCCCAGUUUCUUCUCUACGUGAGGAGGAGAUGAUAAUGUUUGGCCACAGCAUCCAAACAUGAGAUCUGCUCUGGAAAUGCACUGGCCAGUACUGAUGGUGAAGACAACAGUCUCGAAAGACUCCCAAAGUGUGAAAGUCAAGCUGCAUUUGGUGUCUUUGUUGCUGACGAGUAGCAUAACCAUGAAAACCAAAUCUGAGGGUUUUGGAGCUUUUAAACAUGGUGCUGCUUUGCUCUGGAAAUAUUCAAUAUGGGUUAAGAAGGACUUGAAGGAACAAUGCUUACGUGAUGCUCAGAGAUGACAGAACUGGGACAGUAGAGAACAGGAGAUGCCAUCUCACACGAUGUUAUUUAUACAGUUCUUGAUUCACAUAUUUAUUGUAUGUAUUUAUUUAUUUGGAAAUAUAAAUAUAUAUUUUUACAUCUAAAAGUAGAUUUUUUUUUAUAUUAUACCAAACAGUAGAAGGUGCUUUGAAAUAGUGACAAAGCUGUUCUUUUUUAUAUGACGGACACUGUAAAACGUACUUAUUAUCACUGCUAUGCUAUUACGGAGGGCGAGAAAGUGAUUUACUAUUACAAAUGUAUGAAGAACGCCAUGAGACUCUGUGAUUUUAUUAGAUUUGUUUCAAGCACGAUUUCCCAAGAUGGCAUGCUGCACAGUACAUUUUACAGGCCAUUAAAUCAAGUAUUAUCAUAAAAAAAAAGCUAGUUGUUUGAUAUAACUCAAUUCUGAAAUGAUUAUUAUCUGGGAAACAUUAAAGAUCAUUUCUAACUGU
Rhinichthys klamathensis goyatoka is the source of this 1772-nucleotide messenger RNA. It is a transcript of the gene fgf20b, whose product is annotated as fibroblast growth factor 20b. Gene Ontology annotation, biological process: regulation of cell migration; fibroblast growth factor receptor signaling pathway; positive regulation of protein phosphorylation. The record is from RefSeq and is a predicted model, not a curated record. The coding region runs from base 347 to 964 and encodes 205 amino acids. Gene Ontology annotation, cellular component: cytoplasm. Gene Ontology annotation, molecular function: growth factor activity; fibroblast growth factor receptor binding. The transcript has 3 exons. Lineage: Eukaryota; Metazoa; Chordata; Actinopteri; Cypriniformes; Leuciscidae.